GUUAUUAACCUCUCUCUCUCUCUCUCUCGAUCUCUCCCCAAGCCAUCCCCUUUCCUUGCCUCCUCGGCUCCCCUAUUUUCCGCGACGAAUUUUACCCACCCGCCAGCCACCCCUGCAGCUCUCCGUCUAGAGCCCCUCCCCUCCUCAAACCCCCCUCCCGAAAAACCCCAGGAGGGAAAGAAAACGUGCUCGCCCAACGCCUCUUUAUAACUCUCGCUCGCCCCCUCACAGCACCGCAGUUUCACAGAGACAGAGACAGAGAGGGGCGGUGGAGUGUGUUGUUGGGCUUUUCUUGAUUCGAGGGGCGUGUCGCUGCCAAAAGGGUCGUAUUGCCAUGGAGGCUCUUGCCGCCCUGCUCUGAGGUUUCUCGGAUUCGUCCCUCUCGCGAGUUUGUCUUGCCUUUCUUGUUUUGCCUUUGGGGUAGGGGGGGAAAUCGCCGGGGAGCUUGCCAUGGCCGGCAGUGAUGAAGUCAACGUCAACGAAUCUAAGAGCGUCGUCCCCCUCAACACUUACGUCCUGAUCUCCAACUUCAAGCUAGCAUACAAUCUCCUCCGCCGCCCCGACGGGACCUUCAACCGCGAAUUGGACGAUUUCCUCGACCGGAAGGUCCCCGCCAACGCCAUACCGGUCAACGGGGUCUUCUCCUUCGAUCACGUCGACCGGACGACCGGGCUCCUCAACCGGGUCUAUCUGGCCGCCCCUGAAAACGAGGCCCGCUGGGGGAUCAUCGACCUCGAGAAGCCCCUGAGCACCACCGAGGUCGUCCCGGUCAUCAUCUUUUUCCAUGGAGGAAGCUUCACUCAUUCCACCGCGAGCACCGCCAUUUACGACACGCUGUGCCGGCGGUUCGUGAACAUCUGCAAGGUCGCGGUGGUCUCUGUAAAUUACCGGCGAUCACCCGAAUAUCGGUACCCGUGUGCCUACGACGACGGGUGGGCGGCCCUCAAGUGGGUCAAGUCUAGGCCGUGGCUCCAGAGCGGGAAGGACUCGAAGGUCUAUGUCUACUUGGCCGGAGAUAGCUCGGGUGGCAAUAUCGUGCACCACGUAGCUGUGCAGGCGGCCGAUGCCGGAGUCGAGGUCUUGGGAAACAUCCUCCUCCAUGCAUUGUUCGGCGGCCAAAAGAGAACGGAAUCGGAGAUGAGAUUGGACGGGAAGUACUUCGUCAGGGUCCCCGACCGCGAUUGGUACUGGCGGGCUUUCCUCCCGGAAGGGGAAGACAGAGACCACCCGGCGUGUAACCCCUUCGGCCCGCGGGGCCGGAGCCUCGAGGGGCUCAAGUUUCCGAAGAGCCUCGUGGUGGUGGCGGGCCUGGAUCUCCUCCAGGACUGGCAAUUGGCAUACGCAGAAGGGCUCGCCAAAUACGGCCACGAGGUGAAGUUGCUGCACCUGAAGGAGGCGACGAUCGGCUUCUACUUCUUGCCGAACAACGACCAUUUCUAUCGGCUCAUGGAGGAGAUAAACGAGUUUGUCCAUUCUAACUGUUAAUACGGCCGAAAAAAAAUACAUCACAGCAGCUUUGACAUUUCAGACUUUGGUUAUUCUUUCGCAGCGAAAAGGUGUGUAGAGUUAUAGGGGUUGUGCAAUAUAUUACUUACCCUUCUUUCUUUUUUCUCUUUCUUUUUCACCAUUUUCUCGUGGCGGUUUGAGGAUUCCGCUCAGUUUCCGUUCUCGCAAGAAGCUGACACUGAUGUAUACAAUUCUGGGAUGUGGCUCGAAUGGAUCGCUUUGGAAACUUCGGAACUCAGUGCUUGGGAAUCGUUUCUGGACAUCGAAUGCGCGAAUCGUCCUGGCCCGGUUCGGUUCGGGCCACAACUGGCUGGUCGAAUCGCUGGAUGUACAGCAUUUGGUUAAGUCAUGAUUCUGUUCCCGAGUGAGAGGAGCAUGUUGGUGUACUGUAAUCACUGAUCCAGAAAACAAUCUCAGACUACUUUGAUUCCACCAUGCUGUGGAGUUGUAUGUUAUACUUGUGACCUAGAAAUGAAAAGAUAUCUUUUUUUUUUGGUCUU
Molecule: messenger RNA, 2006 nt
Organism: Eucalyptus grandis
Lineage: Eukaryota; Viridiplantae; Streptophyta; Magnoliopsida; Myrtales; Myrtaceae
Product: gibberellin receptor GID1B
Exons: 2
Coding region: 451-1485 (344 amino acids)
Biological process (GO): positive regulation of gibberellic acid mediated signaling pathway; raffinose family oligosaccharide biosynthetic process; floral organ morphogenesis
Cellular component (GO): nucleus; cytoplasm
Molecular function (GO): gibberellin binding; hydrolase activity
Source: RefSeq, a predicted model, not a curated record